AACCGCAAAAUUCAGUGAUAAAUUGAUAACAUGAUGAGGCGGAUUCGCGGAUUUCCGAUUUCGGUUAAGUCCAACCACAAAAUAGAAUAUAUUACUAUUAUAUAAUUAAUUAAAAAUUUUUAAUAUUUUUCGUUUUUCAUUUUAUUUAUAUUUAAUUAAUGUAAAAUAGUUUACUCUUUAAGAUGACUGAAGAAAGUACGAUUGAUGUUAAAAUUAACUUUAACCAUCUGAUUACUGAAGAAAAGAACAAACACACUGUUUAUUGCACUAAAUGCCCGUCCAAGAUUUUGCCGUCUACAAUGGGAAAGUAUUUGAGCAUUGAGUUCAAUCUUCCACACAUGUCUCAAAAAAAGAAUUGUGAGGCUGUUGAAUGUGAACUGUUAACAGAUUACUGGAUGGUUCCAGAUAUGUAUAUGUUUGAUAAUAUUGGAUUUUCGAAGACUGUUGAAUCUGGCAUUAAAUAUCUUAUAUGUGCUGACUGUGAAAUUGGACCAAUUGGAUGGUACGACGACAACACUAAGCAAUCUUAUGUAGCCUUAUCCAGAGUCAAACAUGCUGAAGAUUCAUGAUAUUUAAUCAAAUUGUAAAUACUUGAAACAUUCUAUUUUUAAUUAUUUAAUUAUAAUAUUUAUAGAUGAAUAGGAAUAUCUAAAAUAUUUAAAAAGUAUAUAUUUUUAUAUGUAUUAUAUAUUAAUUAUUUAUUAAACAACAUUUCAUGUUCAAA
Aphis gossypii (cotton aphid) is the source of this 724-nucleotide messenger RNA. RefSeq names its product guanine nucleotide exchange factor MSS4 homolog (gene strat). Gene Ontology annotation, cellular component: cytosol; membrane. Bases 183 to 569 code for a protein of 128 amino acids. NCBI's taxonomy places the organism in Eukaryota, Metazoa, Arthropoda, Insecta, Hemiptera, Aphididae. Gene Ontology annotation, molecular function: zinc ion binding; guanyl-nucleotide exchange factor activity. The transcript is spliced from 2 exons. Gene Ontology annotation, biological process: post-Golgi vesicle-mediated transport; small GTPase-mediated signal transduction. The record is from RefSeq and is a predicted model, not a curated record.